This is a messenger RNA of Funneliformis caledonium, 196 nucleotides long. The record is from the annotation of a GenBank genome assembly. Lineage: Eukaryota; Fungi; Glomeromycota; Glomeromycetes; Glomerales; Glomeraceae.
AUGGGGUCUGCUUUCCCUGUUUAUGACUUAUUGGUCAGUAAAUAUGGAUAACAUUCCUGAAACCCGCAAAAAAAUUAAUGGUCGUGCUUUCCUCAAAACUAAUAAAGAAGAUUUUGAACGAUAUGGUCUAGAAGCUAGUCCUGCUACAACAGGACGACAAAUCUCAUUAGAUGGCUUACACAAUAUCACUGACUAA